This is a messenger RNA of Pteropus alecto (black flying fox), 1540 nucleotides long. RefSeq names its product indian hedgehog (gene IHH). NCBI's taxonomy places the organism in Eukaryota, Metazoa, Chordata, Mammalia, Chiroptera, Pteropodidae. Gene Ontology annotation, molecular function: patched binding; calcium ion binding. Gene Ontology annotation, biological process: intein-mediated protein splicing; cell-cell signaling; smoothened signaling pathway. The annotation marks the transcript as partial. The record is from RefSeq and is a predicted model, not a curated record. The transcript has 3 exons.
CCGGGCCGGGUGGUGGGCAGCCGCCGGCGCCCGCCGCGCAAGCUCGUGCCGCUCGCCUAUAAGCAGUUCAGUCCCAACGUGCCGGAGAAGACCCUGGGCGCCAGCGGGCGCUAUGAAGGCAAGAUCGCGCGCAGUUCGGAGCGCUUCAAGGAGCUCACUCCCAACUACAACCCCGACAUCAUCUUCAAGGACGAGGAGAACACGGGCGCCGACCGUCUCAUGACCCAGCGCUGCAAGGACCGCCUGAACUCCCUGGCCAUCUCGGUGAUGAACCAAUGGCCUGGCGUGAAGCUGCGGGUGACCGAGGGCUGGGACGAAGACGGUCACCACUCGGAGGAGUCGCUGCACUAUGAGGGCCGCGCAGUGGACAUCACCACGUCGGACCGCGACCGCAAUAAGUAUGGACUGCUGGCACGUUUGGCAGUGGAGGCCGGCUUCGACUGGGUGUAUUACGAGUCCAAGGCCCACGUGCACUGCUCCGUCAAGUCCGAGCACUCAGCCGCGGCCAAGACAGGUGGCUGCUUCCCUGCUGGAGCCCAGGUGCGCCUGGAGAGCGGGGCACGUGUGGCUUUGUCAGCUGUGAGGCCAGGAGACCGAGUGCUGGCCAUGGGGGAGGAUGGGAACCCCACCUUCAGCGACGUGCUCAUUUUCUUGGAUCGAGAGCCAGAUAGGCUGAGGGCCUUCCAGGUCAUCGAGACCCAGGACCCCCCGCGCCGCUUGGCACUCACUCCUGCCCACCUGCUCUUCACUGCCAACAACCACACAGAACCGGCAGCCCACUUCCGGGCCACAUUUGCUAGUCAAGUUCAGCCUGGUCAAUAUGUGCUGGUGGCUGGGGUGCCAGGCCUGCAGCCUGCCCGAGUGGCAGCUGUCUCCACACACAUUGCCCUUGGGGCCUAUGCCCCACUAACGAGGCACGGGACACUGGUGGUAGAGGAUGUGGUGGCCUCCUGCUUCGCAGCCGUGGCUGACCACCACCUGGCUCAGUGGGUCUUCUGGCCCCUGCGACUAUUUCACAACUUGGCGUGGAGCAGCUGGACCCCAGGGGAGGGUGUGCACUGGUACCCCCAGCUGCUCUACCGCCUGGGACAGCUCUUGCUGGAAGAGAACAACUUUCACUCGCUGGGCAUGGCAGUGCCAGGGAGCUGAAAAGAUCCUUUCACUGCCCUCCCGAGACUGCCCAACUGGAUCCAAAGGCCUUCCUGCCAGGAAGGCAUUGGCCCUGGAAGGGACCUGAGCAGGGGGCACUGGAUCCCACCAUCUCUUCCACCACAGAGAUAUACUAUUGAGACUUGACUGGGUGAUGCCAGUGUCCCCCCACCACCAUCUUGGUGUAGUGACAGAGCUGCAAGCUGAGCUGGCAAUGGGGCGGGGUGGUCUAUCUUUCUAUCCUAUAGACCUCGAAGCUGGCACGGUGGGUCCCAACCCAGCCAGUUCUCACUGCAAUUUUUCAUACCUGCCUCCCCCAAUGGGGUGAGCCCAUUCCAUUUGUCUUAGGCCCCUCUUCGGUGGGCUUGCACCUCAGUUGAUGCUGCUAGAU